UCCCUCCCUGCGCUCUCCUAAUAGAGACUCCAGUCGCGUUCGUUACUUGGGCUGUUCGGUGACCUUUGCCCAUCCCGCUGGACAUGGAUUCAAUUCGCGUAACGAAGGUCGAGGGAGUGUUCUGCACCAAGACGGGCAGCACAGCGUCUGGAACCGUGCAUCUGACCGCUCACCAUCUCAUAUUCCACUAUGAUGACACCGGAAAGGAGGAGAUGUGGAUCCCGUACCCCCUCAUCUCGCUCGUAACGCGCCUCCCGUUGAACCUACAAGGACAAUGUCCUCUCAUGAUCCGCACACGAACGUUCGAAACCACGACGCUAUUGUUUGCGCUGGAGGACAGCGCGAUUGACGUGUUCGACACGGUGAAGGAGCUCACCGUCGCGACGUCCGUAACGCAGUUAUACGCGUUCUACUAUGUGCCGAACCCUCCUUAUUCCGUCAACAAUGGAUGGUCACUUUACUCUCCAAGAGAAGAGUUCGGGCGAAUGGGGGUUGGUUCGCGCACGAAGGCAUGGAGAUUCACAGACAUCAACAAGGACUACUCGUUCUCCCCAACAUAUCCUGCACGACUUGUUGUCCCAACCCGUAUCAGCGAUACGACCUUGCAGUACGCGGUCAAGUACCGCAGCAAAGGUCGACUGCCCGCGUUGACCUAUCUUCACUGGGCUAACUACGGAAGCAUCACGAGGUCCAGCCAGCCGAUGGUCGGUCUGACGCAAAAUCGCUCAAUACAGGACGAGAAGCUCAUAGAAGCGAUCUUCCAAUCGCACUGGGCGCCCGACUCUCGAGCCUCUGCUGGUCCUGUGUACGGUGCCACAUCCACUAACAUCAUUGUCGAUGCUCGCCCUACCACGAACGCAAUGGCGAACACCGCGAAAGGUGCCGGUACCGAGAAUAUGGACAACUACAAGGAGGCCAGGAAGGCGUAUCUGGGCAUCGACCACAUCCACGUCAUGCGCGAUUCGCUCAACAAGGUCGUCGAAGCCCUGAGGGAGGCUGAAGUUGUCCCGGCGGUCGGCCAGAGCGACGCGUCCCCCGGCGAAGAACUCGGCGUACCUGUCUUGGACAGGCAGGCCCUGCGACGUUCUGGUUGGCUGAAGCACAUCUCUGCCAUCAUGGAGGGCUCGCUGCUCAUCGUGCGGAACGUGCAUGUGAAUUCCUCACACGUUCUCAUACAUUGUUCUGAUGGGUGGGACCGCACGGCACAACUCUCUGCGCUCUCUCAGCUAUGUCUGGAUCCUUUCUAUCGGACCGUGCGUGGGUUCCAAGUCCUCAUCGAGAAGGACUGGUUAUCUUUCGGCCACAAGUUCCUCGACCGAUGCGGACAUCUCUCUUCUGAGAAGUUCUUCCUCGCACCCGUGGAGAACGCGGGCAACGCGAGCGGUGCGGAAGCCGCCCAGGCUUUCCUGGCAUCCGUACAGAACAGGUUCGCCUCGCAGGGUCAUCUCAAGGAGACGAGUCCCGUGUUUCACCAAUGGCUCGAGUGCGUCCGUCAGGUGCAGCGGCAGUUCCCCGAGCGCUUCGAAUUCAACGAGCGGUUCCUUCGGCAACUACACUGUCAUCUUUACUCGUGCCAAUUCGGGACAUUUCUCUUCAAUACCGAGCGGGAGCGGCGCGUUGGCGAUGCUGGAAAUCCGCCGCCGUGCGAUCGGACGGUCAGCGUUUGGGACUUCUUCAACUCACCUCCGGAGAAUGAGUUAAACAUCAACCCCGAUUACGAUCCGUCUUUGGAUGAUCCCUCUCGUCGAGGGUCGGGCGCUGACAUGGGCGUACUCAUGCCCAAUCCAAAGGAUGUGCGCUUCUGGUAUCAGCUAUAUGGCCGUGCAGACGACGAGAUGAACGGGAGAUUCGUCACUCGACAACUUGCGCAGGAUCCCGAGUAUCACGGCCCUAUAGACACAGCUUCAGAUGAUCCUGUCAAUAACCCUGGUGCGACACCUUCGUCUGUCCCGCUUCCGCCCUCUCCUGGAACCAGCCCAUCCCCUAGCAUCGCGAUCGCGCAGCCGGAGACUCGUAGGACGGUUGACAGAAUUCCUUCGCCGUCGGGUCAUGCGUCCAGCUCGAUGAACCCAGGAUCACCCCGGACACGGCACGAGAGUAUGAGACGAUUUGAUCGCACUCUAACACCGCCCAACCGCACGACGCAACCUUCGCCUGUUCCCCCUCGAACUCCGUCGCCUUUAUCAACGCGAACAUAUUCGACAAUACGUCCGCAGGCCGGAAUGCCAUCUGCAGACCUAUUCUCAAGCGGCGGUGUGCGAUCGAUGUGGGGGCGGUUCUCUACAAAUGCGACUGCAGCUCUCUCGGCGGUGCAGGACGCCUACGGAGGCAUGGCGAAGGACUUCAAAGUGCUCUCACUGGGCGGGACCAGUCCUGGGGACGGACAAGGAGGCGAACUGAGGUCGCGGGAAGAGAUCGGUGCCUGGGGCGACUCUGGAGCAGAGCCCGAGUUAGCGCAACGGUCGUCGCCGCCCCGCUCUGCAGGAAUCCCGCAAACGCUGGGUGCAAGCACGAACCCUUGGGCGACGUCGCGGCCGAAUGUGCCCUCUGUGCUGCUGCACAACCCUUGGACCGCUGCAGACCCUCAGGCGCCUGAGCCGCCAGCGAAGGAUGUCGAUGUCUCACACCGUCAGGAAUCAUCAUCAUCAGGGGACGAUUCUCGCUUGCCGCUCGACCCCACAGUCGCUUUCCCCAGUUCGCCAGCGCCGCGUAUCCGUAGUACCGAGAGCAUCUCCCCGCAUCUUACGCCGAUAAUCUCGGACGCGGAAAGGUCGACACCCUCGUCUCACAAGCCGCCUUCUCCGUCUCCUGCUGCGCCAGCAACCUCUGCUUCAGACCCUCUGGGAGUCGGAGUGUGGUAGGUGGCUGUGGGUCAUGGCCAUGGAUGAAUAACUAUAGACACGUUCUGAUUCUCAUGUCAAAGUGUAUCUCUCACUCGUGCUCGGUUAUGUGAAAGAUGUAGCGAUACUGGUCCCAUGCCCCCGCUAUGUGUGCUUCUGAGAAUAUUGGAUAAGGGUGUGCGAGCAUGGGCUGAGCGUUCUGCGAACGUAAAUCGGCUGAGGAAAAUGGCCGCAUCGAACGAUGCACCGAAGGCGAGGAUG
Molecule: messenger RNA, 3101 nt
Organism: Fomitopsis serialis
Lineage: Eukaryota; Fungi; Basidiomycota; Agaricomycetes; Polyporales; Fomitopsidaceae
Product: protein-tyrosine phosphatase-like protein
Exons: 6
Coding region: 84-2861 (925 amino acids)
Biological process (GO): dephosphorylation
Molecular function (GO): phosphatase activity
Source: RefSeq, a predicted model, not a curated record